CAACCUAACCAACGUGAUAAUGGCUACUCCAAACUCUCUUCCACCUGCAGGAAUCGACUACUUUUCCCAUCAGACCUACCAGGAAACUGCCAAGUUUCUGACAGAUCGUCUUCCCGACUCUCUUAAAAAGAUCCAAGUCGGCAUUGUCUGUGGUAGUGGUCUUGGUGGUCUCGUAAAGGGUCUUGAAGCACCUACUGUUGAGUUUGAAUACAAGGAUAUUCCCAAUUUUGCUACCAGUACAGUUCCUGGUCAUGUUGGUAAACUUGUGUUUGGUAUGCUUUCAGGAAAGCCAGCAGUCUGCAUGGUUGGUCGCAAACAUCUUUACGAAGGGCAUUCCUUGUUGCGUACAGUGUUUCCUAUUCGUAUCAUGAAGCUUUUGGGAGCCAGCACACUGAUGGUGACCAAUGCAGCUGGAGGUCUUAAUCCAGACUUUAAGAUUGGAGAUAUCAUGAUCAUUGCUGAUCAUGUUUCCUUUGCAGGUCUUGCAGGACAGAAUCCACUAAUUGGCCCAAACAUGGACGAGUUUGGAACUCGCUUUCCUCCAGUAAGCGGAGCAUUUGAUUUUGAUCUCCGAGUACUAACAGUCAAGGCAGCGCAUGAAUGCAACAUUCCAUUGGAAUAUCUGCGAGAAGGAACGUAUACGUUUGUAUCUGGACCAAGCUUCGAGACUCGUGCCGAGGCCAGAUUUUUGCGAGAUGCACUGAGGGCAGACUGUGUAGGAAUGUCAACGAUUCCCGAAGUAGUUGUAGCAAAACAUGCAGGAAUGAAGGUACUUGGACUCAGUCUAAUUACCAACAAGGUGUCUGUAGGUAGAGGACGCAGUGCACUGAAUGGAAAUGCCGUCAACGACGAACUCCAGCUGGCCAGCCAUGCAGAAGUUCUGGCCACCAGCACUGAGCGAUCGCAAGACUUUCAACGUCUCGUACAAAAGAUUGUCCAACUUAUGCCUCAAGAAUGAGAUUAAACAUUGAAACCAUUUUGAAUUU
Messenger RNA from Batrachochytrium dendrobatidis JAM81, 986 nucleotides. RefSeq lists its product as uncharacterized. Lineage: Eukaryota; Fungi; Chytridiomycota; Chytridiomycetes; Rhizophydiales. Gene Ontology annotation, cellular component: cytoplasm. Gene Ontology annotation, molecular function: purine-nucleoside phosphorylase activity. The record is from RefSeq and is a predicted model, not a curated record. The transcript has 5 exons. Bases 20 to 958 code for a protein of 312 amino acids. Gene Ontology annotation, biological process: nucleoside metabolic process.